AUGAGUUACGGAAAGAAAGCCGCAGAGAGAUUAGCGAACAAAACUAUUCUUAUCACAGGGUGUUCCCUGGGUAUUGGUGAAGCUGCCUGUGUUGAAUUGGCUGAGGUAUCUCCAAACAUCAAAUUGAUUAUAACCGCAAGGAGAGUUGAAAAGUUGGAAGAAUUGAAAAAGAAGUUGGAAAGCGAAUACCCUGGUAUCAAAGUGUUAGCCAAGGAGUUAGAUGUUUCUAAAUUGGAAACCAUUGAACCAUUCAUUUCCAGCUUGCCCCAAGAGUUUGCUGAUAUUGAUAUUUUGGUGAACAAUGCUGGAUUAGCUUUGGGUAAAGAGCCGGUCGGCGAAGUCGCUUUGAAUGAUGUAGUCACAAUGUUUCAAACCAAUGUAUUAGGACUCAUCACAUUAACACAAACAGUUUUGCCAAUCAUGAAAAAGAAAGACUCAGGUAGCAUUGUAUCGAUUGGUAGUAUUGCCGGCUUGGUUGCUUACGAAGGAGGAUCCAUUUACAAUGCUUGUAAAGCAAGCGUUCGUUUCUUUAUGGAUGCGCUUCGUAAAGAGUUGAUUUCAACCAAGAUUAGAAGCAUCUUGAUUAGUCCUGGUGCUGUCAAAACUGAAUUUUCAAAUGUUCGUUUCAGAGGUGAUGACUCAAAAGCUGAUAGUGUUUACAAGGGAACAGAGCCACUUACGGCUGAAGAUAUUGCAGAAGUGAUUGCAUUUACAUUAACCAGAAGAGAAAAUUUGGUCGUUGCUGAAACAUUGGUUUUUCCAAACGGUCAAGCCUCUCCUUUCCACAUUUAUAGAGAUGAGUAG
Molecule: messenger RNA, 804 nt
Organism: Lodderomyces orthopsilosis Co 90-125
Lineage: Eukaryota; Fungi; Ascomycota; Pichiomycetes; Serinales; Debaryomycetaceae
Product: oxidoreductase
Exons: 1
Coding region: 1-804 (267 amino acids)
Cellular component (GO): cytosol
Molecular function (GO): oxidoreductase activity
Source: RefSeq, a predicted model, not a curated record